Adineta steineri is the source of this 1494-nucleotide messenger RNA. Lineage: Eukaryota; Metazoa; Rotifera; Eurotatoria; Adinetida; Adinetidae. The record is from the annotation of a GenBank genome assembly.
AUGUCUAUUGAAUCAUAUGAUGUUCCAACAAUAUCAAUAAAAGAUAAUGAAAUGAAAGAUUUAUUAAAAUAUCUUUAUAAAAAUGAAUCAUUAUUAAAAGGAAAUGGUGCAAUUAAAUUAAUUCCAACAUCAAAUUUUAAAAAUCUAUUAAAAAAAACACCAAUAAAUGUUCCAUUGUGUUCAACAAUUCAACAAGUUGAUAAUGAUAAUUUAAUUUAUUCAAUAAAAACAAAUAAAGUUACUGAAAAAAAAGAAAAUAUUUUAAUAAAUGAUGAAAUGUUUUGGUUAUUAUUACCAAAUGGUUCAAACACACAAAAUAUCUCAAGUAUUUCAAUAAUUAGUGAUCAAAAAUUAUUUUUUAAACGUGUUUAUCGUGAUCAAUUUGAUUUUCAUCAAUUACCUUUUAAAUCGCUUUUAAAAUUAUCUGGAAAAAAAUUUUGUAAUAAAUAUCCCUCAAUAUUAAUUAAAGCGCAUGGACGUACUACAAUAUUUCCUUUAUCUUCAAAUAAACAAAAUCUUUAUCAAUUAAAUUAUCAUCAUGAAGGUGGAGUUCGUUAUUGGUAUAUAAUUCCAUUAGAAGAAAGAGAGAGAUUUAGAAAUUUAUUUAAAGAAAAUAAAGAUUCUAAAUCAGAUAAAGAUAUAUUAUUUCUCGAUAAUAUUAAUGAAGAAGAUUUUUUAAUGGAUAUUUGCAAUAAAUCAAUGACAUUUCCACAAAUUGAUAAUGAAACAGAUUUUAAUAAAUUAUUUUCAUUAAAAGAUUUUCCCAAUGAUAUUUUUAUGAAUACUAAUCGAUGUGAAUCUUCAAAUAAUGAAGAAAUAUUAAAUAUGAUUGACAGACCAUCAUCAUUUAAUUAUCAAUCAAUAAAUGAACAAAUCUAUUUAAAAAAUAAUAGAUUAUCAAGAAUAGCAACGUAUAGUGAAUUUAUAAUAAAAAAGAACCAUGAUCAAUGUAAAAUUGAUGUAAAGAAAAUCUUACAUAUAUCGAAUUUAAAUAAACAAAUAACAAAAAACGAUCUUCGAUCUUAUUUUAUUGGUUCAACAAAAAUUAUUUUAAAACCAAGUCGAUUACCAUCAUAUCUUAAUUAUGCAUUUAUAUUUCAUCGUACAAAUCUUCAAGCGGAAUAUAAUCGAAAACGAACAAUUAAAUCUUCACAGUUUGGAUCAAAUUGUCAAAUAGAAUUCGUUCAAAAUCUUUCUCAAUUCUCAAAUGAAAACGAAUUUAAUGAAAAUUGGAAUCUUGUGGUUAAAAAAAUACCUGAAAACGUUACUGAAAAUGAUUUAAAAAAGUUAUUUUUUAAUUCUAAUCAAAUUAAAUAUAUUCCAGCAAGAAAUGUUCAAAAAUCAAAUACAAAUCAGAAAAUUUUACUUGGAUACGCAUUUUUAUCUUUUACAAAUAUUGAACAAGCUGAUGAAGUUAUGAAUAAUGCUUCUCAAUAUCAAAUAAAUAAUCAACCGUUAAUAUUAUCUUAUUACAUCAGUAAAAUAAAAAGCUAA